This is a messenger RNA of Medicago truncatula (barrel medic), 1293 nucleotides long. RefSeq names its product (-)-kolavenyl diphosphate synthase TPS28, chloroplastic. Gene Ontology annotation, cellular component: chloroplast. The transcript is spliced from 8 exons. Bases 494 to 1024 code for a protein of 176 amino acids. Gene Ontology annotation, molecular function: terpene synthase activity; magnesium ion binding. The record is from RefSeq and is a predicted model, not a curated record. Gene Ontology annotation, biological process: gibberellin biosynthetic process. NCBI's taxonomy places the organism in Eukaryota, Viridiplantae, Streptophyta, Magnoliopsida, Fabales, Fabaceae.
UCGUCUAACACAUAUGUUGUGUUAGUAACUCAAUGAAAAAAGAUGAUAUAUUUUCAAUAAAACUACUGACCUCUAAUUAUUAUUUUUCUCAAUAAUUUUUUUGCUAUAAUUAAAUAUAUCUUUUAAAUUUUUAGUGAUUAAUUUACUGAAUAUUUGUAUAGGUAUACAUCCCCUCCGAAUCAUCGUAGGAAAACAGAAUGUUGACAGAUUUCGUUCAAUACGCUCUCAAGCAAAAUAUGUUAAUGAAGUUUCUCAAGAUAACGUGCCUUCUAUCGAAUGGGUCGAGACUCUGGAGAUGGAUAACAAAGAGGACACAUCUUUUCAUCAGGUUUUGGUGACAAAGGAGAUUAGGAAGCGGGUAAAUGCAAUGAAAUUGAUGUUAGGGAUAAUGGAAGAUGGAGAGAUAACCAUAUCAGCUUUAUGAUACAGCUGGGGUUGCUCUAAUAAAAAAUGUUAAUGAUGAAAAUACACCACAGUUUCCAUCUUCUCUUGAAUGGAUUGUCAAUACUUUCGCUUGUGUUAUAGCAUUGAGAUCAUGGAAUAUGCACCCGCAGAUGUGUCAAAAGGAUAUUGGACUAAGAAAGGUAUUUGUUGGGCGAGAAAUUCGGAGGUUCAAGAUAUAAAUGAUACAGCAAUGGGAUUUAGAAUCCUAAGGUUGCAUGGCCACCAAGUUUCACCCGAUUCUCAAGUGCUAUUUCAAGAGAAGAUUCUUGAAGAUGCCAAGAAUUUUUCAGCCAAGUAUUUAAAAAAGAAACGUGCUGCUAAUGAGCUCUUAGAUAAAUGGAUCAUAACCAAUGAUUUACCUGGCAAGCAAACACUCUACAGCUGUGGGUUAUGCUCUGGAUGUCAUGGUAUGCUAGCUUACCCAGAUUACGGUGGUGAAAAUGAUGUUUGGAUUGGCAAGACCCUUUACAGGAUGCCGUACAUGACCAAUGAUGUUUAUCUUGAGCUUGCAAAGUUGGAUUACAACAAUUGUCAAGCAAUGCAUUAUGAUGAAUGGAAAGAAGAAAUCCAAAGGUGGUAAAUGGAAUCAGAACUAGAAGGGUUUGGAUUGAGCAAAGAGAGUAUGUUGUUUGCUUAUCAUGUAGCAGCAGCCAGCAUAUUUGAGCCUGAGAGGUCUCUAGAGAGACUUGCAUGGGCAAAAACAACAGCUUUGCUGCAAAUACUGGAGUCGAAUUUCAAAGAUGAAGAAACUAGGAAGGGUUUGUAGAUCAGUUCAAUAAAUGCAUUAAUGGAGGAAACUGUUCAGACGAGUAAACAACAUAUCUUUCAUAUACUAUUUAUCUUUCUAAC